AUGAUCACCCCCCUGUGCCGCUUGCGCUGCCCCCAGUGGCGGCUCCAAGCCCGCAACAACCUCAGCCUCUACGCGCGCACCUUCUCAGACGUCCGGCGGCCGUCGUCGGCGCCCAAGCCCAUCAUCGACAUCAAGCACAUCCGGCAGAACCAGGCGCUGUACGAGCAGACGUGCCUGGAGCGCAACUACCGGCGGCAGGCGGCGCACCCGGCGAGGAUCGUGCAGCUGCACGCCGAGUGGCAGCAGCUGCAAAAGGACGCGCGCGCGCUUCGGGAGCGGUCGAACCUGCUGCGCAAGGAGCUGGCGAACUCGGCGACGAGCAGCGACGACGAGGACCUCAAGGACGUCAAGAAGAUGAGCCGCGAGAGGGUGCAGGAGGAGGCGCGGGCGCUCAAGAGCGAGCUGGCGGUGAUUGAGAAGAAGGAGGCCGACGCCGUGGCGCAGAUGGAGGAGCUGGCGCUUGAGCUGCCCAACCUGACGAGCGCCGACACGCCGCGGGGGGACGAGCCCGAGGUGCUGAGCUACAUCAACGAGCCCCCGCGGUUCGACGAGCAGGGGUCCGAUGCGCUCUGGAGGUCGCACGUGCACAUCGGCGCGGAGCUGGGCAUCCUCGACUUUGCCGGCGCGGCGACGGCGUCCGGCUGGGGCUGGUACUACCUCGUGGGCGAGGCGGCGCAGCUCGAGCAGGCCCUGAUCCAGUACGCGCUCGCCGUCCCGCGCGACCAGAACGGCGAGCAGCAGGUCUACGCCAUCGCCCGGUCGCAGGCCGACGCCGACCGCGGCGUGCCGGAGCUGUGCCUGGCGGGGACGUCCGAGAUCCCGCUCGCGGGCAUGAAGGCCAUGGCGACGCUCGACGCCGUCGACCUGCCCAUGAAGCGCGUCGCCGUGUCGCGGUGCUACCGCGCCGAGGCGGGCGCGCGCGGGGCCGAGACAAAGGGGCUGUACCGCGUGCACGAGUUCUCCAAGGUGGAGAUGUUUGCCUGGACACAGCCGGACGAGCUCGAGGCGCGCGACGUCUUUGACGAGAUGCUCGACAUGCAGACCGAGAUCCUCUCGUCGCUCGGCCUCUACUGCCGCGUGCUGUCCAUGCCGUCGACGGACCUUGGCGCGUCCGCCACCCGCAAGAUCGACAUGGAGGCCUGGUUCCCCAGCAGGGAGCACCACAGCGGCGGCUGGGGCGAGGUCACGUCCGCGAGCCUCUGCACCGACUACCAGACGCGGCGCCUCGCGACGCGCCUCAAGACGAGCGGCGGCAAGCUCGGUUUUCCCUGGACGGCCAACGGGACGGCGCUGGCGGUGCCGCGGGUGCUGGCCGCGCUGCUGGAGAACGGGUGGGACGAGGAGGAGGGCACGGUGGCGAUCCCCGAGUGUCUGCGGCCGUGGAUGGGCGGCAGGGAGAGGAUCGGGCCGUCGGCGAGGAGGAGGAAGGAUGGGAAUGCGGGGGAGAUGAUGGCUUGA
Molecule: messenger RNA, 1458 nt
Organism: Trichoderma citrinoviride
Lineage: Eukaryota; Fungi; Ascomycota; Sordariomycetes; Hypocreales; Hypocreaceae
Product: seryl-tRNA synthetase
Exons: 2
Coding region: 1-1458 (485 amino acids)
Biological process (GO): mitochondrial seryl-tRNA aminoacylation
Cellular component (GO): mitochondrion
Molecular function (GO): tRNA binding; serine-tRNA ligase activity; ATP binding
Source: RefSeq, a predicted model, not a curated record